Messenger RNA from Penicillium cosmopolitanum, 1698 nucleotides. RefSeq lists its product as uncharacterized. Gene Ontology annotation, molecular function: translation regulator activity; mRNA binding; zinc ion binding. Lineage: Eukaryota; Fungi; Ascomycota; Eurotiomycetes; Eurotiales; Aspergillaceae. The transcript has 16 exons. Gene Ontology annotation, biological process: positive regulation of cytoplasmic translation. Bases 1 to 1698 code for a protein of 565 amino acids. Gene Ontology annotation, cellular component: cytoplasm. The record is from RefSeq and is a predicted model, not a curated record.
AUGUCUGGCUGGGGACAACAAUACGAGGAGGGUGACGAAGACCAGGGGCUCAAGACCAUCCAUGGAAACUUCAACGAGGAUGGGAAAACCUGCCGCAACUGUGGUGAACCUGAUCACUUUGCACGAAACUGUCCCAAUCAAUACGGCAGUGGAGGUGGAGGAGGUGGGGGAGGCGGACGCGCAUGCUUCAAUUGUGGCGAGGAAGGUCACAACAAGGCCGACUGCCCCCAACCUCGAAAGUCAAUGGGCGCGUGCUACAACUGCGGUGAAGAAGGGCAUUCGAAGAGCGAUUGCCCUCAGCCUCGAAAGUCGAUGGGCGCAUGCUACAACUGUGGGGAGGAAGGCCAUUCAAAGAAUGACUGUCCUGAGCCCCGAAAGGCAAUGGGCGCAUGCUACAACUGUGGGGAAGAGGGCCAUUCAAAGAACGACUGUCCUCAACCCCGAAAGGCAACGGGGGCAUGUUACAAUUGUGGGGAAGAAGGUCACAACAAGUCCGAAUGUCCGCAACCUCGCGUUUUCAAGGGAAAAUGUCGUAUUUGCAACCAAGAGGGCCAUCCAGCGGCUACUUGCCCGGAAAAGCCGGUGGAUAUUUGUCGAAACUGCAAAGCUGAAGGCCACCAGUCGAAAGACUGCAAAGCGAACCGCAAGUUCGACUUAAACCAGGUCGCUGAUAAGCUUCCCGAAGAAGCUUGGGCGAUGAUGAAGGAUGCAAGUGAUGGGAAAGAAAUUGGCGAUUUCAAAGAGGCCCUCCAAAUCUACGCCAAAGCGUGUCCAGACGAGACUUUCCAGACCAUCGGCAAGAAAAUGCUGGAUGAGAAAUUCAAGAUCUAUCUUAUUGCCCUGCUGACCGGGUCUUUCAAUUGUAGGAAAAACCCCCCCGAAGAUGUUAUCAGCUUGAUUGAUUUGCAAGGAAAACUGGAUCGCCAAUACAUCGUUGGCUUCUUUUACAGCGAUAAGCCCCAGCGCGCCAAUCUCCGAGAACGCUGGCCUGAAAACCCGGAGGACAACCUUGAACGUCUCCAAAAUUCAGGACUCCCCUACGACCGGCAAGUGAUGAAAUGCCGCAAUUGUGGAGAAAUGGGUCACAGUUCGCGCGGAUGCAAACAGGAGCCUGUCGUGUUUGAGAAAACGGAAAUCAAGUGCAACAACUGCGGAGAGCUCGGGCACCGGGUGCGAGAUUGCACCCAGCCGCGUAAAAGCCGAUUCGGUUGCCGCAACUGCGGUUCUGAAGAGCAUGAAGCCCGGGAAUGUCCCGAGCCCCGAUCUGCUGAUGAUGUCGAAUGCCGUCGUUGCAACGAAAAGGGACACUUUGCCAAGGAUUGCCCCAACUCCGCUCCACGGGAACCUCGCACUUGCCGUAACUGCGGUUCUACCGAGCAUAUGGCUCGUGAAUGUGACCAGCCGCCAAAUCCUGACAAUAUGAUCUGCCGAAACUGUGAUGGAAAGGGCCAUGCUGCUCGGGAUUGCCCCAGCCCAAAAACUGGAGCAAAGUCAAGUGCAACCGAUGUGGCAACAGUAAUGGGUCACACUGUUCGACGAUGCCCUGAGCCUGAGCCUGAAGACAAUGAAGCUCCUGAUAGCCAUGGAAAGGAAGGCGAGUCUCGCGAAGACUAUCAAGCUCCUGACAACCAUGGAUACGGCGAGCCUCAGGAAUACAACAAUGGAGGAGGAUACGACGAAGAGGGGGGCCGCUGGUGA